Molecule: messenger RNA, 2792 nt
Organism: Dermacentor andersoni
Lineage: Eukaryota; Metazoa; Arthropoda; Arachnida; Ixodida; Ixodidae
Biological process (GO): protein phosphorylation
Molecular function (GO): protein kinase activity; ATP binding
Source: RefSeq, a predicted model, not a curated record
AGCUAUGGUGUUUCGCUGCUAAGCACAAGGUCAAGGAAUCAAAGGCCGGCGGUGACGCGCAUUUCGAUAAGGGUGGAACGCAAUAACACCGCUGUGGUGUGCAAUGAGCCCACGUUAAAGAACCUCAUGUAGACCAAAUUAAACCGCAGUCCCCCGCUGCUGCGUGCCUCGUGGCUUUGGCGCGUAAAACCGCAGAGUUUUUGAAUGGGCUAUUUCUGCCAGCGCACUUUUUUUUUCCGUGCACACGCGCGCGAGCGAGAGGGAGAAAGAAGAAGAAAGGAGGAAGGAACGUGUCACGCAGGCACGAUCGCAUGCUGUGAGCGUUCUCCGACAUCUUUGUUUCGCAGACACACCCUUCAUUUAGCAGGCUGCGCCGCAAGUACCCGCCGUUUCGCCGUCGCCUGCUCUUAUUUAACCAUGAGCAAGACUUUGUCCAAGACCAUCUACAGACGUCACGGCUCCCACACGAGGACACCUGAGCAACCUGCGCUGCAACCGAAAGGGAUACCCGUAAUAUCACCAAGGCCGAAUAGGCAGCCAAAGCAAGGCCAUCCGAACCAGCAGCAGGAGUCCGCGCCCGAAGAGCUCUCGGUCUUCGACACUAAGUCGACGCCCUUCUCUCUUUCCGAUGGAGUACGCCUGCCCUCGCCCACGUCGUCCAGAGUGCGCCGUGAAAUCGACAUCUCGACUUCGCACUCGUCCACGAUCGCUCCGUCGAGAGCGAACGAAUCAGUGGACUUCCAGCAGGCGCAGUUCGUACACAUACCGCCGGCGCUGCGCGACAGCAUGUCGCCACAGCAGCGCGAGGUGUACCGGGACUUCCAGCAGGAACCAUCGGCGUUCUCCAGCUCUCGCCAGUUCAUGAUCCCCCGCGAGAAGUUGCAUGACCCUGAGGUUCGGGCCUCGCUGCGCGCCUACGUCGAGUCCGUCAUCGAGCAGGCGGUCGAGUGCGCCAAGGUCAUCACCACCUGUGCCCUCAGGGAGUCGCAGUCACGGCCCAGCACUCUGCACAAGUGGGAUCCCAAGGCCAGCGUCCGAAACGUGCCCCCUCCACCGCUGCUCAACCUCCCCACGGUGACGCUGGAGCGAGCGGGUUCCCGGGACGAGGUGGUGGUGAUGGACUCCGAGACGACGGCCGGCUCGCACCGGCGCGAGCUCCGGGGGCCCAAGAUGCGCUUCCUGUCUCGCCUCAUACCGAGCCGGCUCAAUCAGAGCCACCCGGGCUCGCUCAGUCAGAGCCUGUUCGAGAAAGACGAUGAGCGCAGCCACAUGAGCAUGAGGUCCAAGCUCUCCAGCUGGAAGACGUUCUCCGUCUUCUCGCAGAUGGUGGAGAAGCCGCGGCUGGAGAGCCUGCGCGAGUGGUCCUUCUCGAGGAUAGUCGUCAUCGACAUUCUGCGCACGCGCAAGCAGGACCUGGUCUGCAGCGCCCGGCACACCUUCUCUGGAGAGUGGGCCAUCCUCAAGAUCGUCUGGAAGAGGCGUUUCAGAUCGAAAAAGGCUGACAUCACCCGAGAGCGCAGGGUCUGGGAGUCCGUGUCUGACUGCCAGUUCGUCGUGGGCCUCAAGGCAUAUUUUAAAACGCCGCAAUGUUACUGUUUCGUGGCCGAGUACUACGAGGGAUGCACACUCCAAUCGCUUCUCGAAGAAGGCGCGCUGAGAGAUGACGUCAUCGUGAACAUCGUCGCCAACGUCACAUACGCGCUCAAGUACAUCCACGACCGAGACAUGAUGUACCGCAACAUCUCGCCGACGACGAUCCUCAUCGACAUGACCGGCAUCGCGCGACUCUUCGACUUCGCCUUCUGCUCCGUUGGCAAGACGUCGAGCAGCCGGGUUGGCUCGAUACCCUAUAUGGCGCCGGAAGUUCUAAGGAUGGAAGUAUACGAUCGCACAUCCGACUACUGGUCGCUGGGCAUCCUGGCGUACGUGCUGUACGUCCGCCACACGCCAAUGUCCAUCUACUCGGCGAAAACCAACCUGGACCACUGGGUCGACAGGGACUACAUGUACCAAUACGCUGAAGUGGUCCCCAUUACCCUGCCCAAGCACAUGCCUCCGCAUGCAAAAAGCCUUAUAAGUGGACUCCUAGUUGAGAGACCUCGGCUUCGUCUGGGCUGUCGCUCAACGGGCUUCUACGAAGUGAUGAAGCACCCGUUCUUCCGCCAUGUCGACUGGGACAGCUUCACCAGAGUGAAAGGCCUCUCGGGCCGAAAUAUCCCGAGGGGGUACCAGUCAUUGUGAUGUCGAGCCAACGGGUGCGAAUCGCCCAAGAGAGCAAACUGACAUCGACGUGUGCAUUCCGUGUCUCCGAAGCAUCAUCAUCAUCUACAUCAUCCUCAUGUUCGCCCUUACUUCAACGUCUUUUGCGACCUGUGCACCUGCCGUAUUACCCUAUAGCACGUGUCGUACACUCAUGUGUCGUGGCACAUGACACGCCCAAUUUAGUGUGCCUGCACUGGAGAACGCCAUUGUCCUUCCGAAACGAGGAAUCACGAGGUUCCAUCCGUUGGUCCCACCUGGUGUUGCGUAUUGUUGUAAUGAGCUAGGGGGACAGCGUAUACCCGCCGCAUAACGCACACUCGCUAAUUACAUUCAGCAGUCUGCACCACCACGUCACCGUAGCGAAAGAUGUUCCGCGUUCCCAUAUACGAACGAAAAGUGACGGUAAAGUUGCUAUUGUCGACUUCGCUGAAAGUUAGCGGUUGAAGGGUAUUGACAACGUGCUCGUGAGUGCACAUUACUAUGCACAGGUUGCGUCGUGUUAUCAAAUAUAGGAAAAUCGUCACGUUGCA